Schistocerca gregaria is the source of this 2179-nucleotide messenger RNA. RefSeq lists its product as uncharacterized. Gene Ontology annotation, molecular function: RNA helicase activity; ATP binding; RNA binding. Lineage: Eukaryota; Metazoa; Arthropoda; Insecta; Orthoptera; Acrididae. Bases 61 to 1455 code for a protein of 464 amino acids. The transcript has 2 exons. The record is from RefSeq and is a predicted model, not a curated record.
AAAGAAAAAAAUUAGAAAUGAUGGUUUUGUUUGAUUGUUAAAAUCAUUUGUACUUGAGCUAUGUUUUUGGCUGCGUCAUAUGUUGCGCGUCGUCGAGUUGAUUCCCUCUGUGUGAGUGCCUGUUCUUCGUCGUCGAGGCAUGGACCUGGUGUGGAGAGGAUGUGGGCGAGCCAGGGGUUGGGGUUGCCGAUGAAGCUGUUGUUGAGUCGGGCGAGUGGGGCGCUGCUGCACGGUACCCGCAGUUUGAGAGAGGGGGACACGAUGAACGAUCACCGUCGAGGCGCUGCUGGCUCGGGGGGGUCGAACAUUCAGUCGGAUUAUCAUCGUUUGUUUCAGCGGCGUGUCAGUGGUAGCUGGAACAAUAGUCGUCGGGCGGGGCCUGCUCACGGUCGUUCCGAGGCGUAUCGGGGGAGUGAAGACGUGAGCGAACUGUACGGUUCAGGUAGAGGUGGGAUAAUGGGUGUUGCUGGUGGUGUGGCCCCGGUUCCUAUGCGGAUUGACUUGAAGAAGCCGGAUUGGUCGCGCAAGGACAGGGAGCAGCAGCCGAUCGCGAAGAAGGAUUUUUACGUUGAAUGCAGUAGUGUUUCUUCCAAGUCUCAGGCUGAGAUUGAUGAGUGGAGAGCAGCUCAUUCCAUAGAGGUUCUUGGUACGGGUAGCUGUCCUCGUCCCAUGUUGAGUUUUGAUGACACACCGUUUGCCGAUUCGGUAAAGGCGCUUUUGAAGUCGAAGUUUGGUGGGCCGUCUCCCAUUCAGUCGCAGGGGUGGUCGCUCGCCCUGACGGGGCGCGAUAUGGUUGGAUCGGCUCAGACUGGUUCGGGCAAGACGUUGGCUUUUAUACUUCCCGCCUUGCACCACAUAGCGAGCCAGCCGCGGUCUGAGUCGUCUUCGCGUGAAUCGACUGACCUCCGGACGAAUCCCAGGGCCGUUUUUUUGGUGCCCACUCGCGAGUUGGCCAACCAGAUUAACGACGAGCUUUUGAUGUUCACGCCGUUGUACGGGUACAGAACCGCUUGUGUUUUUGGCGGAUCCAACAAUCGUUUGAACCAAAUACGCCAGAUUUACCAAAAGCCGGAGUUGUUGGUAGCCACGCCCGGCCGAUUGAUCGAUUUUGUGAGCUCUGGAACGAUUUCGCUGGAAGACGCUUCCUACGUCGUUUUGGACGAGGCCGAUCGCAUGCUGGACAUGGGGUUCGAGCCUCAAGUUCGCGCGAUACUGUCUCAGAUCCAUCCGGACAGUCAGAUCUCGAUGUGGUCCGCGACGUGGCCGAAGCGAAUUCAGCGGUUGGCUUCCACGUUUUUGAAGGAUUCGAUUCGAAUCCGCGUCGGCUCGGACGAUUUAUCCGCCAACAAGAGCGUCAAGCAAGAGUGGGUGUUCUGCACUCGCGGACAGUCCUUGAAUCGGCUCCAGGACCUGCUCAAGGAACACAGGGGCAAAAAAAACGCUGAUUUUUUGUAGAACCAAGAACGGAGCGGACGAAUUGGCGGACUGCCUCUACUUGAAAGGCUACCGCACCAUGUCCCUGCACGGUGAUAAGUCUCAAACCAUGCGCAUGCGCAUCAUGAACGCUUUUAGGAGCAGAAAGGGCGAAAUUUUGAUCGCUACCGACAUCGCCGCUCGCGGUAUCGAUGUCAGCGACAUUCAACUCGUCGUCAACUACCAAAUGCCCACCAACAUAGAGGACUACAUUCAUCGCAUCGGGAGGACCGGCCGUGCCGGACAAACCGGGUUGGCCAUCGGGUUCUUCACCGACGAGGACGUCGAUUUGGUCCCCGAGCUUUUAGAAAUUUUGAAGGAAUCCGAGCAAGAUAUCCCGAAAGAGUUCGAGAACAUCUCGGCGAGGAGCGCGAAAGGUGCGAACUCCCUCCGCUCGCGUCAACAGCCGCAAUACGCGUCGCACCAUCCAGAGCGAAGCUUCUACUAAGCGGGGGAGGCCUUUUACCUCUGUGCUCCAGAUCUCUUGAAUUUUUGAAAAAAAAAAAAAAGCCGUUGCGAACGUCCAAAAAGUUUCCGUGCUUCGGCAAAUACACAACAGCCUUCGUGCACAGAGAGAAGGAGCCGUCGCCAAGUUUGUGGACCAUUUUUUUUUUAGUCUUACGGCCCGCGCGCUCCUCGCACGCACUGGCGCAGGGUCGGACGCGUUUUUUUCCCGCAGAGCGAGGGACGGUCGAACUGCUCUGUG